AUGCCAGUAGCAGCCAAAUCCUACCUCCCCGCCCUAACUGGCUUCAUGGUCUUCGCAAUCUCCUACACCACAAUCGUCGCCUCCAAAGAAGGCGCCGCCAUCGACGGCGCCCGCAACAGAUGGACGCAGCAACAUGCACGGGCUAGGAAUGCGUUGUCGGGCGGUGUUGGUGCCGAAGCUAUGGAGGGCGCGAUGACGAAGUAG
This is a messenger RNA of Plenodomus lingam JN3, 204 nucleotides long. RefSeq lists its product as uncharacterized. The record is from RefSeq and is a predicted model, not a curated record. Lineage: Eukaryota; Fungi; Ascomycota; Dothideomycetes; Pleosporales; Leptosphaeriaceae.